AUGCGCAGGGAUGUCGGGACCGCGCCGGUGCUCCCGCCUCCCUCCCGCACAGCUCCGUCUGCCGGGCGCGCCCCGCCACUGCCGCCGCCCAUCACCCGGCCUCGGGGCGCCGGCACCGCCGGGGCUGUGGCUGUUGCUGAGGGUCCCGAGGCGAGUCUCGACUGUUCAAUGCCCGGUGUCCUGGAGUCCUGCUGCUCCCACCUCCCUGCCAAGAGAGAGGUUUCAUCCCAGUUAGCUCAAGUCACAGGAGGAGUCAGGACUGGGAAGCUGCUCCUCUCCCCCUCUCCCGCUCUGGGGGAAGCUGCAUGGCAGUGCCAGGGCCCCCUACCCCCUGAAUUGCACAAAGCAGCAACACCCGGAAGAGGAAGCAGGAGGGAGAUACCCGCUGCCACCCCGAGGCUCAGCCCCCGGAGGGAUUUAAGCACCGCCACCCUGAGCAGCCCCAGCAGUGGUAACAGUGGCCUGCUCUGCACCACCAUGGUCGUGGCUGGGCUCUUCAUCAUCAGCCUGGGAGGCUCCAUCCUGCUCCCAGCACUGGCCCCAGCAGGCACCCAGGGGAGCCGGAUCAUCGGGGGAAAGGCAGCAGUACCCCACUCCCGGCCCUUCAUCGCCUCCAUUCAGAUGGAUGGGGAGCACAUCUGCGGGGGCUUUCUUGUGUGGCCCAAGUGGGUGAUGACAGCUGCCCACUGCCUCAUUCCCAGGAACAGCCCCUCGGUGCGUGUGGUGCUGGGUGCCCACCGGCUGGAGGAGCCCGAGGCGUCCCAGCAGGUCUUCACCGUGGUUGAGUCCAUCGCCCACCCGCGCUACAACCCCCGCGCCGUGGACAACGACAUCCGCCUGCUCCGGCUGAACGGGUCGGCCACACUGAACGAGUACGUGAAGCGGAUCCGCCUGCCUUCGCCACACAUCGACCUGAAGCCGGGCACCGUCUGCUGCGUGGUGGGCUGGGGGGACACCUCCAACUACGGCGACCGGCCCGCCGAGCUGAUGGAGACCAACACCACCAUCGUCAAGCGCAGCCUGUGCCGGGCGCUGUGGAGGGGCAAGGUCUCGGCCAACAUGCUGUGCGGGGCCAGCCGCAACGCCACCCUGCAGGGCGUCUGUGCCGGUGACUCCGGGGGACCCCUGAUCUUCAAGGAAAAGGUUUAUGGUAUUGUCUCAUUCUCUGGGAAGAGAUGUGGGGACCGCCGGUUCCCCGACAUCUACACCAAGAUCUCCAACUACAUUGACUGGGUGCAUCGCACUGUGCGAGGGCCCCGCCAUCAGAAGGGGAGGCCAAAGCCCUAACAUGGCUGGGAGGGGGUCCUGGAGGCGGGCUAUGGGGAGAGGGGCUCAGAUGUCUCUCAGGAGGUGAGAAUAGGGCCAGAACUCCCACGUCCUCCAGCUCUGGUGGGGGCUGGGAGCUGA
Molecule: messenger RNA, 1407 nt
Organism: Myiozetetes cayanensis
Lineage: Eukaryota; Metazoa; Chordata; Aves; Passeriformes; Tyrannidae
Product: serine protease 57-like
Biological process (GO): proteolysis
Molecular function (GO): serine-type endopeptidase activity
Source: RefSeq, a predicted model, not a curated record